CUACACUUAACAGGUGAUAUUUUCUAAUAUCAGAUUUGAUUAUUUUUUUCAACUUCUAAAUUACACUGCACGAAAAUUGUGAGCCGAAGAUCAGGCAGCGCCGGAUAGAGCACCAGGAGAUAGCAGAGUAACUGCCGUCUACAUCUGAAGUAAUCGGGUCCGCUUUGAAAACCUACAUUUUCCGAUUAAAUAUGCUGCAAGAAAAAAUGUAUAUGGAUGAAGAAAUACAAGAAGAACUAGCUACAGCUGUAAAACAAGGAAAUAUGGAAGCAGUAAAACGAAUUACUAGUUCUUUAAAUUCAAAAUAUUUACAGCAAUGGCCUGAAAUUCCAGAUUUGAUUUCCCUUGCCUUAACCAAAAAGCAGUCUGAAAUUGCAAAAUUUUUAAUAAUUAAUGGUGGCUUAGAAGUAUUUACAACUUUUAUAUAUCCAGAACUGCAAGGUAGGAAUACUAAAUUAGCUAUCGCUAAUGGAGACUUGGACACACUUAAAAUGAUUAAACCCCUUGAUUCUGCGAGUGAUUUAAUAUAUUUUUCAAUUGUCGAAAGGCUGCCCGUAGACAAAGAUGUUUGUGAAAUUUUCGAUUUCAUUUUUGAUCAAGUAUUAGAUAUAGAGGAUACAAAUUAUGCAUUAUAUGAUGAGAAAUAUAAAAAUCAUACCCUAUGUAAUGUGCUUCAAUAUGCAGCGAAAUGUGGUAAUGUGGAUAUAUUACCACUUAUUUUAAAAAAGAAAGCAAAUAUUGAUGCGAGGACAGAUAUGGGCCAAACAGCACUUCAUAUUGCUGCCAAAAAUGGUCAUUCAGAAGUAAUUGAUUUUCUUUUGAAACACGGCGCAAAACAUGACGUUCAGGAUAAAAAUAAGAAAACAGCGUUGCGUUUGGCUGCUGAAAAGGAAGAUGAACCCUCUAUCAAGAUUCUUGUGGAUUACACUUUUCGGCAAAAUAAUACACCAAUACUUGAAGAUGAUUUCUUUCUAUUAUAUUGUGCUGCCGCUACGGGAAAUCAGAAGAUUCUUGAAAUACUUUUACAAAAAUCCAUAGACAUCAACCAACAUUUUGAAGCAACCAAAAAAACACCGCUUCUUAUUGCUGUUGAAAAUGGACACCCAGAUGUUGUCCAACUGAUUAUAAAUCAAGGGCUGCCAGGACUGGAAGCAUCAACACUACAUUUGGCUGCCAAAAGCGGAUGCAGGGUAAUCUUUCGACUCUUGUUACAGGAAUCUGAGACUGCUUCUAUGCUUACUUCAGUAGAUAAAUAUGGCUACACACCCCUCCAUGUUGCUGUUGAAAAUGGUCACAGAGAUAUUGUUGAAAUUUGUUUGGAAAGAACCUCUUCAGGCUCCAUAACAAAUAAAGGUUUGCUACCGAUUCAUAUUGCUGCUCAUAAAGGAUAUGACAAAAUAGUUCUCCAACUAUUGGAACAAUGUGCUGACUAUCACUCGUGUACGAUAAAAUCAGAAGAUUCUUUCACUCCGCUUUAUAUAGCUGCUUACUAUGGACACAAAAGAGUCGUAGAGAUUUUGCUUGAAAAAGGCGCUGAUCCUAAUAAUUUUAAAUGUUAUGAACCGCAUCUAACUCCACUUCACGCAGCUGCCCAGGGAGGUCACGAUCAGAUUGUUGAAUUGCUUUUGAAAUGCGGCGCCAAAGUCAAUUUGGAAAUUAAUAUUGAUUCUGACGAAAUUCUUUGUACGCCCAUUCUUGCUGCUGCUCGUGGUGGACACGAAAGAAUUGUAGAAAUGCUUCUACACUAUGGAGCAAAUAUCAAGACAAAAGUUCUUCCUUCGCACGUAAGUUUUACGAAGAACAUCGAAUGUAUUUUUUCUAGCGAAGAAAAGUCUGAAUCUAAGACCUUUUUGGAAUCAACAAUUGGAUACACACCGCUUCAUUUUGCAGCACAAGUAGGGAACACAAAAAUCGUUGAAAUGCUUUUGCGACACGGUGCUGAUGUAAACUCCAUGUCUGAUAUUGUAACACCUCUUACUGUUGCUCUUAAAAAGAAACAUGAGAAAAUUGUUCAAAUUCUCUUAAAGGCUGGUGCGAAUGUCAAUCUUCGAGCAAGUACUAAACAAGAAUUUCCUCUACAUUGCGCUAUAGAAAUGGGUAACGAGCAGAUUGUGCGUGAGUUGAUUGAUUCUGGCGCUCGAAUUGAUUCUGUCUGUUCUGAAGAAUUAACUCCCUUUUUUCACGCUGUGAAGAAAGGCAACGUCGAAAUGUUGAAAGCAUUACUGAGAAAAGGUGCAGCUUUCGAAUCAAAAACCGUAAAGGGUGUUCCUUUAGUACACUUCGCUUUUAAUGAAAAUUCUGGUAAAAAAAUGCUUCGAUUUCUUCUGCGAUGCGGAGCUGACGUAGACGCUAAAAAUGAAGAUGACAUGUCACUUCUUCAUAUGAUCAUAGACGAAAGUAUACUUUGGGAUACAGAACAUUAUGGUCAAAGUGAAGUCUUGCGCUUAAGUCCAUACAGCAUGAAUAAAAUCAAACUGCUUCUGGAGUAUGGCGCUGAUGUUAAUGCCACAUCAGCGGCGAUGAAAAAUUCCGUUCUUGACUCCGCUGCCAUGACGGCUAAAGAUUAUGCGAUUGAACUUUUUCUAGAAUCAGCAGUUGAUGUCAACAUAACUAAUGGGAAAGGAUACACACCUGGACAGAGUGCAUUUAAAAAACUUUUAUUGGUUAAAGAGAAGUGUGACAUCUGUCAUCGACCAACGUAUAGGGACGUGGAUCAUGCGAAUUUUUGGUAUAAUUCUUCAGGCUGUAUAUGUUCUGGCUGUAAUCGACCAUAUGUCUUUGAUGACAUGAUCUUCAAAACUCCAGAAAGAAGUACCAAGGCCUUGCAAAAUGUUUUGAUGACUAUAACACAAGAAGUAGUUAGGUUACAAGUCGCACUUAAAGAUACUAAACAACAAAAUUUUGAGUUGAUCGAGUGUGACAAUAUAAAACCUUUUGCCAAUUACUGCCGCACUGAAAUUGAUAAAAUGAGAAUUUCUAAGAUUGCUAAGAAUAUUACGUGCUUCGAUGUCUUAGUAGGAAGUGCAGAAAAAUUAAGAAUUUACUCUACAGACGAGAGAGUAAUGGAAGCAGUAAAGUUACAAAGUUACUUCGCACAGUUUCCGGCAUAUGGAAUUGUAUUAAAGGCCCGUUUUAAGCAAGGCAUAGAAAGAAGAGGCUUAUACGAAAAAAAUAUGGAACUGUUCUAUAAGACUUUCGAUAUGAAAUUACCGUAUCUUAUAAUCUUCGAAAUAUUUGAAUAUUUAAAACGAGAGGAUUUAAUUAAGCUGUGGAUAGCGUUUACACCUGUGAAUUUGGAUACCACAGUGGAAUAUUAGGAUGGCGAAUUCAUUGUGCAAGAUUUUAACUGUUACCUGAAAUCGAAUUUUCGAUAGAUUCUGCUUCGACUUGGUUUUAUAUCUUCUGUUUUCAUGUUUUCAACUUAUUCUGCCUUUUUCUAAGGAAAAAGUUUAUUUUUAACUGUUGAUUUUAGACUAAUAAAUCAAAGAAUUUUUUAUAAUACACG
Belonocnema kinseyi is the source of this 3505-nucleotide messenger RNA. Its product is annotated as ankyrin-1-like. The transcript has 3 exons. The coding region runs from base 192 to 3317 and encodes 1041 amino acids. The record is from RefSeq and is a predicted model, not a curated record. NCBI's taxonomy places the organism in Eukaryota, Metazoa, Arthropoda, Insecta, Hymenoptera, Cynipidae. Gene Ontology annotation, molecular function: protein binding.